This is a messenger RNA of Zasmidium cellare ATCC 36951, 1041 nucleotides long. RefSeq lists its product as uncharacterized. The record is from RefSeq and is a predicted model, not a curated record. Bases 1 to 1041 code for a protein of 346 amino acids. Lineage: Eukaryota; Fungi; Ascomycota; Dothideomycetes; Mycosphaerellales; Mycosphaerellaceae. The transcript has a single exon.
AUGCCUCCCCCUCACAUCUUUCACCUGGUUUGCAGCAUUCCCCUCCCCACAACCGCCGAAGUCUUCGAAACCACCGCUAGCCAACUAGGCCCCAUCCUCCACAGCGUCCCCGACGGCGAAGUCGCCGAACGCAAGUCCUUCGUCCAAUGGCAAGCGCCUCACAUCCCCGCCGUUGUGCGAAAAUCCCUAUUCGGAGGCACCCCAACACCAGGCUGUCCGCCCGUCUCCCUGAGCCUGGAAGACAUCCACCCCUUACGCUACGACGACGUCGCGGUGGAAUCCUACCGGGAGUUCGUCGCAGCUCGUGCACGGGGUGGGUUCGCUCCGAAAGCAAGGCUGCAAGUCUGCCUCCCAACGCCUGCGUCGGUGGUCCGCUCGCUGGUCGAGCACGCCUACUGCGCGCAGGUCGAGGCGCUGUACGAAGUGCGGCUGCUGCAGUGUCUUCGAAAAGUCCAGGCUGAGAUUCCUGCCCACGAUCUAAUGAUCCAGGGGGACAUGCCGAUCGAGAUGGCGAUGCUCGAGCUCGAUCGGGGGGAAUUGACAGAUCUGUUCUUUGUGGAGUUCUUCCGGCCGUAUUUCGCCCCUGUGCGUGCCGGGAUUCUGGAGCGGUUCGAGAGGCUCGCGAGGGAGGUGCGUCCUGGGGUUGAGAUGGGAGUGCAUUUGUGCUAUGGAAAUUUCCGGCAGAGGCACUGGCUGGAGCCCAAGAGCCUUGAACUUGUGGUUUCGUUGACGAAUGACUUGCAGGGCGCUAUGGCUUUGCACCGUCCUGUCGACUUUGUCCACAUGCCUGUGCCGAAGGAGCGGAACGAUGUGGCUUGUGUCCUGCCUUUGGCGGAUCUGGGAGAUUUGCGCACGACGGUCAUCCUGGGGUUAAUUCAUGCUGGUGAUUUGGAGGGCACGUGGGAGCGGGUGAGGGUCGCGCAGCGGGUUUGCAAGGUGCCGUUUGGUGUGAGUACAGAAUGUGGAUUGACGAACAAACCUCUUGAGUAUGUUCAGAGUGUGUUUGAAAUAGCUUCGACUGUAUGCGGAAGAGCAGAAUGA